GCUCCUCGCGCUCGGCCCUGCUCCGCGGCCAGAGCUCCGCCCGGGCGCCGGGUUCCCACAGCUGCGGGAGCCGGCGGGCGCCGAGGGGGCGGACCCACCUCCGCGCAGCCCGCCGGCCCCGGGCGGGCAGAGGCAGGCGAAGCGCGAGUGCGGGAGAGCGCGGAGAGCCAGGCCCGCCCGGAGCGCGCUGGAGACACCCCGAGCGCCCCGCGCCCUGGCACCAUGCGACCCGCCGCGCCUCCUCGCGGGCCCGGGGCUUCGCUGUCCGCUCGCUGAGCCCCUGCACUCGCCACCACGGAAAGUCGAAAAGAGGAGGCGAGACAUUGGAGGGCAGCGCGCAGACGGACUAGACUUCCCCUCCGCCCCCAGGAGGUUGCGGGUUCCCGGUUCCCUGGGCUUCUCUAGCUUUAUCAUGACCCUGGCGCAAGCUUGGCUUUAAGAGAAAUUGAGAAGCGAAGAGAGUCAAGGCAAUUCUUUGGUUGCUAAGUGUGAGAGAAGACACUCAGGAUGGCUCAGGGAUCCGGGGAUCAAAGAGCAGUGGGGAUUGCUGAUCCAGAGGAGAGUUCUCCCAACAUGAUAGUCUACUGCAAAAUCGAAGACAUCAUCACAAAGAUGCAAGAUGACAAGACAGGAGGUGUGCCCAUCAGGACAGUCAAGAGCUUUCUCUCCAAAAUCCCCAGUGUCGUCACAGGUACUGACGUUGUGCAGUGGCUCAUGAAGAACCUUUCCAUCGAGGACCCAGUUGAAGCAAUACACUUGGGAAGCCUUAUCGCCGCCCAGGGCUACAUCUUUCCAAUCUCUGAUCAUGUUCUCACCAUGAAGGAUGAUGGUACCUUCUACCGUUUCCAGGCUCCUUACUUCUGGCCUUCCAACUGCUGGGAACCUGAGAACACUGACUAUGCCAUCUAUCUCUGCAAGAGGACCAUGCAGAAUAAAGCGAGGCUGGAAUUGGCUGAUUAUGAAGCCGAAAACCUAGCAAGACUCCAGAGGGCGUUUGCAAGGAAGUGGGAAUUCAUCUUUAUGCAAGCAGAGGCGCAAGUAAAGAUAGAUCGGAAAAAGGACAAGACGGAACGGAAAAUUUUGGAUAGUCAGGAACGUGCCUUUUGGGAUGUCCACAGACCAGUGCCAGGCUGUGUGAACACAACAGAAAUGGACAUCAGAAAAUGUCGGCGUUUGAAGAAUCCACAAAAGGUUAAAAAGUCCGUGUACGGUGUGACGGAAGAGUCCCAGUCUCAGAGUCCUGUGCACAUACCCAGUCAGCCAAUCAGGAAAACUACAAAAGAGGACAUCCGGAAACAGAUAACAUUUUUGAAUGCACAGAUUGAUAGACACUGUUUGAAAAUGUCCAAAGUGGCUGAAAGCUUAAUUGCUUACACGGAACAGUAUGUGGAAUAUGAUCCUUUCGUAACGCCCGCAGAGCCAUCUAAUCCCUGGAUCAGUGAUGACAUCGCCUUAUGGGACAUAGAGAUGAGGAGAGAACCUCUGGAAUUGCUGCUCUUCAGAGUCCCCAGUGUGGAUUUCGGUGGUGUCCAUUCUGUGAUUUUUUUGCUUUGCAAAGAGCCCAGCCAGCAACGAGUAAAAAGAUGGGGUUUCUCUUUCGAUGAGAUACUGAAGGACCAGGUGGGGCGGGACCAGUUCCUUCGAUUCCUGGAGUCCGAAUUCAGUUCAGAAAACCUCAGGUUCUGGCUGGCUGUCCAAGAUCUCAAGAAACAACCGCUACAGGAUGUGGCCAAGAGGGUGGAAGAAAUCUGGCAAGAGUUUCUGGCUCCAGGAGCCCCCAGUGCAAUCAACCUGGAUUCUCACAGCUAUGAGAUAACCAGCCAAAAUGUCAAGGAUGGAGGGAGAUACACCUUUGAAGAUGCCCAGGAGCAUAUCUACAAGCUGAUGAAAAGUGACAGUUAUGCCCGCUUCCUCCGGUCCAAUGCUUACCAGGACAUGCUGCUGGCCAGGAAGAAGCCAGAAAGUGAGCAAGGUCGUAGAACUUCCCUAGAAAAGUUCACUCGCAGUGUGUGCUGCUGGCGCAGAGUCAGAAUGGCCGCUGCAUUUCACCCCCGAGGUGGCUUCCUUCCAGCAGUGGGGAAAGUCGCUGGCGGGCAAGCGCCUCACCGGCCUGAUGCAGUCCUCCUGAGUGUCCCCACCACAGGGCCAGGGCCCGGGCCCUCAGAGCACACGGGCAGGCGGCGGCGCUCCACAUCUGCGGAUAGAGUUUCCUUGCGGGGAGAUUUGGUCACUGUGAAGGAGAAAGAGUGAGGGCCAUGGAGGGUGAUGGUGGGGAGACUUGGUGGGUGAACGGGGACACCAGGAAACGUCCACAGACCUGGGCCAGCAGGGAGAGGCUCCUGUUUACACCCUCUUCCUUGUACAGUUGUGCGCCAACACUCCAUCGACUUGGAGGCCCUGUUUCUAACUGAGUCAGGAGAGAGCAGCUCAUGGGAUUCCCGUCGGACUAUCACUUGAGAUUAUAUUCUUAUUAUCCUCACUCCUCCUGCUGCCUGGGGGAGUCACACCCGCCAGCAAAUGCAAGAGGAGCAAGUGGACCCUGGGCACGUCCAGUAUUAUGCAUCGCCCCUCUCUGGUGCCCCCACAGGGUGCACCUUCGUCACAGCCACCGUGACCCUCCCCACAACCCCCCACCCCGACUCUGUGGCCACCUGGGUAUGACCAGCCAGCACCAGGCCCAGUUCCCACAUAAUAUGUCCAGAUCAUGUUUUCAGUGCGAAGGCGACCUCACCUCACGUGCUUUCCACCCACUUUGAGACCAACUUUCAAAGAGGUCUCCAUGGGUGUGGUGGCAGCCCUUGGGUCCCAUCAGAUGUCUCAAGGGCCCAACACUGGAGGAUGGGAGAGCACUGGUGCAGAUGGAAGAGCGUGUUGAUGAACAGCCAUGGAGGUUCUGAUGACCAUCUUUUAAGAAAAUCAUUAUUUUAUUUUUCCUGUCUUUGCACCCUUGCUCCUUGGUUUGUUCCCUCACAUUUUACUUAAAAUAAACACGGCCGUGAACUUCAGGGGCCAUUGGGAUUCUCCCCUCUGGCAGCCUCAGGUGGAAGCUAGGAGGGCUCCGGCCCGGGAGGUGGCCAGAUUGAGACCUGGACACCCCUAGAUGGUGGCAUUCUGGUAGGCACAGCCAGAUCCUUGCUGGGUCAGGCGUCAGUUGUUCCUGAAGCUUCGGCAGAGUAUGCUAUGGCCGGUCCAGGCCAGGGCCAUGUGGUUCCCUUCCCAGUCUCAAUCUGAGGGCCAGCCAGAGCACUCCUGUCAUCUAGGAGAAAGCAAAGCCUGAGAAAGAUCCCCCGGGUUCCUUGUGUGAGUGUACACAUGUGUGUGUGUGAAAAUGACUUCGCCAACAUGGCUGUGAGGACGUGUAUAUAGAGCACCGAGUCAGGUGCCUGACACAUAGUAGGUGCUUAGCAAAUGGUAGCUAAUACUGUCAUCGUCGUCACUGUUGUUAUUGUGAUACCCAUGAGACCUGGGGCAGAGCUGUAUUGAGCAAGCUGUUUCUGAAUUCAGACACUCAACCACCCCUACCUGCUACGAUGAUCCUCCUUUGAUCUAUUUUUGGCCACAGGUGAAAAAAAAAAUCUCCCUUGGGAGUGUAUAAACAGAAAACAUAGAAGGAAAAAAGUGAUCCUUGGUGUUUCUUUACUCACGCAGGAAAAUGCACCAGCUGGUGACCAAAGGCUCAUUGGAUCGCCAUCCAGCCUUCUGGUGCUUCCCUAUGACCCCCGACCUCCGAGUCCUGUCUUUAUCUGCUUCCACACAACCCUGUCCCCAGACCCCCACUCUCCCAUCCCUCACAGUAGAGCCAUCAGGAACAUUAGGAGUCUCCAUUAUGGGGUAUCCUCAUGGGUUCUGAGCACCAUGUCUAUCCUCCCUCCCGGCUGUAGUUCUUCUCUCUUCAAGAUACAGGAAAUUAGAAAGAUGACAUGUGUGGGGUCCUGAGAAAGUUUUCAAAGGGGCAAGACAGACCCAGAUUCUUGGUGGGCACACCCACACUUUCAGCACCAAGCCCUGCACUUUGCAGAUACUUGGUAACUACCUGAGUAAAUGAAUGUGAUGAAGCCUUAUCUCAAGUGACAAGAGUCUAAAAAGGGGCUUCUUUCCACUUUUUUAAAAUCCCCUUUUUAUUUAUACACACUUCCUGUUUCAGAACAAAGUUAUUGUCCAAGUUCAUUUGCACCCAACAUUGUCCCAACUGUGCUGAUAGGGAGGCAUGUGGACAAGGAGGGUUCCCAAGCAGUGGGCACCUUUGUACCUUCAGUUAUUCAGGGGAAGGGGUCUGGCUGCCUUCUGCCCCCCCCCCCCCACACACACACAGGCUGCAGAGGACAUCCUAAGUCAGGCUGUAGACAAGGCAGGGUCAGCUUCCUGGCCAUGACUUCUGUGCCCCUUCCUUCCUCCCAAUUCUUAACGGUUGCUCCUGAGCUAUGCUGGCCUGAGAAUUGACCUUCACCAUGAAGGUCCCUAAAGGGCCCAUCCAGAGCCAGAUGGACUGUGGCCCUGAGAUGGAACAAGCUCAAGGAUUCUAACCACCUUGGGGACAUCCAGAGGGGAGGACAAUGACAGCAGAGGCUCCACAGAGGUGAGGAUACCUCAGAUGGAUUCAAACCCAGAGCAAUAACCCCCUAAUCCUCACCUUUUUUUUUUCUUGGCAGAGGCAGUCAUGGUCCUGUGACCACCACCAUGUGCUCCUCAGUAGAUCAAACAGGGGAAGGAAGGAAGUAGGACAGGCUGCUUCACCCAAGUUUGCCAGUCCAAGGCCAGCCUACCACUCAGACCUUUUAAUGCAAGGAUUUAGAAAAUCGGGUCUUGGCCAGUUCCCCAUCGGUCUGGUGGACAUAGCCAACAUUCCAGACUAGGUUAAAGGUUUGAAGGUAGUUUUGUAGCCAAGCAGAUUCUCUGUCCCAUCCUGUCCCCUAAAACCACCUGAGCUUCCCUGACUGGGCAUGGCCUCUGGGCCUAAGAUUCUUUCCCCUGAGGGUUUGCAGGGUAAAUAUCAUUUUGACAGACCAUGUCCAAAGUAUCAGGGCAGCCUUAGCAAGUGACCACCAACCCCUCCAGGCAAGACACACGGGCCCCAGGGAUGAAACAUCUGAAUGAAUUAACCUUCCCUGCCUGGGAAGAGGACAACAGGUAUAAACGCCCAGUGGCAACCAGAUGGCCAGACCCAAGCAGCUGGAACUCUCUGGGUUGGGGGAAGGCUCCUGCUCUCCCAGAAAGUGAUGUCCCAACUUUGUCCUCCUGGGAAGGUGUUACAAUACCCCAGAGGCCCAGCUGCCAAUGCAAUUGACUGGGCCUGGGUUCCAGGUUCUCCACUGCUGAGUGGUCAGUACCAGGCCGACACCUCAGAAGGGCCUCUUGCAACUCUGGGUUGCUAACUGACUAGCUGAACAUGUAGGGACAUGCUCAGGGGUUCUCCCCUAUCAGGAUUCUUGGUAUGUUCAAACUACCUCACCAACAGGACACUGACCCAGGAGCCUGCCUCCCACCUGGCUCCCUUGCUAGUUUUUGGAAAUGGAUAUUUUUCCUAAAAUGCAUCCUUCCUGUUCUGUUCCAAAUGCACAGGCUUCAAAAGCCACCACCAGGAAGCCUUCCCAGAAGGUAGAAAGAAUUGAGGGCUAUUGGUCUUUGGGUCUUACAGAAUGUAGAAGCUGGGAAGCCCUGGGCUGGGGGAAAAUAAUGUGCCAUCACUAAAAAGGAUCUGGCUGAGAUGAAUGUGUAGCAAGGACCAUGAAAUAGUCAAACAGUGGCCAAAUUAAUCACUAAUAACUCGCCACAGGAACCUCUGAAGGGAGGCCUGUGCUCAUGUAACCAUGGCAACAGCAGACGCCAGCAACUUACUCAUUAGUGCCACCCAGUAAUAAGGCAUCCCCUGGGCAAGACCAGGGGCCAUAAAGUAGCAAAGUAGCAAAUGUAGCAAUAAGGGGUCCAGGGCCCCAAAGGGGCAGGGCCUAAAUUACUAGGGCUCAGACCUCUCCCUAGCCCCCGUAAGGGCUCAGAGCCAGCUGCUGCCAGCUGUCUGGGGAGAGGAGGCCCUGCACACCCCAGGAUCUGACCUGUAUUCUAUGCCCAUUCACUGCAUGAUCUUGGACACAUCGGAAUGGCCUCCUCAUAGUGCAUGUGGUUCUCAUUAGUUUAUUUUUCUGGAAUUUGGGGAUUGGACCCCAGAACCAAACAUGCUGGUAAUAGUUUUAAAAUAAAUGACUUGAACCCACUACAAUCUAGCUAACUCUGUGUGACUCCUUGGUUUGGCUGUUCAUUGGGCAGGAUUUAUUUCUAAGGGGAAAAACAAAAAUCUACCAUUCCUCCCACCCUCUACCGUGCCCCGUUGUCACAUGUGUGGGCUCCUGUGCAGAAACACACACACACACACACACACACACACAUUCUGUUUCCCUCUCACUCCCAAGGAUGCUAGGCAGCUCAGAGAAGCCAGAUCAUUCUGCUAGGUUGGGAUAGCAGUGUCACCAGAAGGUUGAAGCCCCUACUUCCACCGGGGUAUCCUUGGCUGGGUGGUCUCCAUGUCCCACUGUCUGUGCUCAGGUUCAAACCCAGUGGCCACUCUGACACCACCUUAAAUAAAGUCUCGGGAUUGAAGUCCAUUGCAUACAGACGGUGCUCUUUAUGGGGAGUCUUGGUUUCCUGAGCGACAGACAAUCUCAUUUCCCGCUAACACCAAAGCAGCAGGACUGAGAGUCAGGCUGACAAGAGGAGGAAGAGAACAAAGUAAAAAGGACUCUCUAUUAAUGACGAGGCUGGCACCUAGCAGCACGCUUCAGUGGCUGGAAAUUUUGCUCCUGGAGGUAGAAAUGAUUUCAGAGGCAUAGACAUGGGUCUUCAGUCACAUCGGGAUGGGAGCCAAACUCUCCCAACCCCGAGACACCUCCUUGAGCAGAACUUCCUGCUCUACAAGGUCAAGUUCAAGGUCACACCUGCCUGGAGUCUAUAGUGUGUCCCACCGUUAGGUCCUGGCCUAUCCGCAAAAGAGCCACGCUUCCCUGUCCUCCCGGCCAUGGCCACCCCUCCUACCCAGCCAGACCAUCUGGCUUCUUUCCAGAAUAUUUGUUUAGCAAGCUGUCACUGUGUGUGCACACAAUCCUACAGACCACCAAGGACAGAGGUCUGCUUUUAUGUCAAGGGUAGUGGAGGACAUUUGGGGCUGCCACUAAUAACCCAAGGAUGUGGGGGAGCCACCUUCACGGCUUCCUCUCUCCCUAUACCCUCUUGGGGACUUUUGACCUAAUAGGCAGGAGGCUGUCCUUCCCCCUGGGGCCAGUUUCCAAUUGUUCUUUGAGUCUCAGCCUCUGAAGGACCUUCUGGGCCUCUGAUUCUAGGAGUCUCCUGACAUGUGGCAGCCUCUAAACCCAGGUGGCCCUUGGACAGGCAGGUCCCCUCCCGAACUGACAGAGCUCUGCCUCAGCCUGCCUUCCUCAGCAGAAGCAGCCACAGGAACUGCUGACUGCCCUCAGUGCAACUCCCCAAGCCUGCUGCUGGGGUCUUUCCCUUCACCCAGCCCCCCAGCACCUGCAGUGGGGGUUACAAGAUGUCCCAAACCCCACACCCUGAGGGGCAGCCCCUCCCGUCCCCACUCUUGAGGAGAAGCUGCAGAGUCUGGUUUAUUUUAAAGGGGCCCGGGUGAGCAGUACAGCUCAACAUGAGCUCCAUUUACAACAGAGCUCCUUGGUACACUGCUACUUCAGCCACCUCAGAACCCUGGAGCGGCCCUGGCCAGGUCUGGCUUAUUUCAGCCUACAAAAUGACAAGACGGAGAAACAGCCCCUAAUGGCAGAGACUGACCCACACACCCUCGUUCUGGGCAUUUGUUUACGCAUUUGUAAAAACAGUAAUGAGAAUUUUGAAAUCUUACAGUGGCUGUGAAUUAAUAUAGAGGGCUUAACCCCUGCCUGGCACGUGGCAUUUCUGAAUUGAGGCUGAUAUCAGCUAGUGCCAGGUCUGAGGUAGGCACUGGGAAUUGGUGAAUGUAGAAUACCUCAGCCAAUCUCUGACAGUCAGACAGCUUCCCCUCACACCCUGGCCCUUGGGUGCCAGCCCUCCUCACCAACCCGGAAGUGGUGGGCUUUUUUGGCCUGUGCAGGCAGCAAACUCCAGGCCCUGCCUGUGACAAGCCCCUGGCUGUCCCUUCCCAAUAAGGUCCCAGUUCCCUCACUGACACUAGGAUGGCCUCGAUUAAUGCCCCUACAGUAGGCCUCAGUAAGGAUAGAAUGGGGGAGUGGGGGUCUCCCUUCAGACCUCUAUGGUAGUGGGCACAGCAGGGCUCGCCGCACCCCCUCUGGAUGCCCAUUUGCCCCACAGGGCUUGUGGUCACUUCAUUGGGAUCUGGAUUCUGAGUUCUUGGUCAGAAAUAUUCCAUUUCAGGACAGGAACUGAGAACAGAAACCAGGUUGAGAAGCUGGGCAAGGCCUCCGUCCUGGGAAUGCCCAGGACCCCUGUGGACACACAUGAAUCUCCACGGAAAGAGGUCCCUCUUUCCUGAAAUGUCCAACCAAGCAAAUGAAGCCUAUUUUUCCUCUUUGUCAAAACUGUCAUCAUGGAAAGACGGUUUUCAGUUGGGGAGGGUUGGGAGGGUUAGUGAAGGAAAAGUCAAAAAGUGAGUCAGACCCCUAGAUUUCUCCUGCUGCUGCCUUUCCUUGUGGUCAGACCCUCAGGAAGGAUUCAGUGUAUAUCAGCACUGAGCAGGAAUUCCCAGAUUUUUUGGACCAACUGUGAGUGUAUGUAUGUGAGUGAUACUUUGUUUGUUUA
Marmota monax (woodchuck) is the source of this 8754-nucleotide messenger RNA. RefSeq names its product regulator of G protein signaling 6 (gene Rgs6). Gene Ontology annotation, biological process: regulation of G protein-coupled receptor signaling pathway; intracellular signal transduction; G protein-coupled receptor signaling pathway. The transcript has 20 exons. NCBI's taxonomy places the organism in Eukaryota, Metazoa, Chordata, Mammalia, Rodentia, Sciuridae. Gene Ontology annotation, molecular function: GTPase activator activity. Bases 508 to 2250 code for a protein of 580 amino acids. The record is from RefSeq and is a predicted model, not a curated record.